AUGGCCGAUCCACCAAUACCGGACCCAGAUGAGAUCUUUGGAAACAGAGAGCAAUCAAGAGGCGCACUGAUCGUUCACCGUCGCAUCAUCCUUUGUUGUGAUGGCACUUGGAAUGACAGAGAGACGAACGACCCAUUCACCAACGUGACUAAAUUCAUCAGCUGUCUGGAUUCCGUCGAUGAUCGGGGGAAAGAGCGGCAGUAUGAGCAAAUACCCAUCUACCUAGACGGUAUUGGUACUGGAACAACGCUCUCUGGAAGUCUUUACGAGGGCGCAACCGGCAAAAGUAUUUCGCGAAAACUCCGGGAAGCUUACAAGAACCUCUGCGCGCUAUGCGUCGACGAAGAGGAUCAAAUUGUCCUGAUUGGAUUCUCCAGAGGAGCCUACACGGUGCAAUGCCUUGCUCGACUACUCUACGAUGUUGGCUUGAUCGAGAACUCUUGGGUGAAUAGGGAGCUGCCGAAAGAUACAGUUGGAUCGUUGAAGUCGUCUCUAAUUGGCGAAUCUUUGAAGUCCUCCCUAAUUAGCGGAUACCAGAAGCCAUUCAGCUUUGUCGGGGAUCAACUGCCGCCAAAUGUCGAACAAGCAUAUCAUGCACUCGCCUUGGACGAAAAACGGAAGGACUUCAAGCCAACACUCCUCACAAGCAUUCGCAAGAACCAGCUCAGGCAGUGUUGGUUUCUGGGAAGCCACGGAGACGUAGGCGGCGGCAAUGUCAAUUCUGGACUUUCAAAAAUUUCCUUCUGCUGGAUGAUCAGCCGACUCGAGGCCGGAGUUCGGUUCAAAGAACUCGCAAUCUGGAACGAUACCGCCGAAGGCGCCCCGUUGAAAACUAUUCCUUCUCGCCACCACACCGGCGUUAAAAAUAUCAUCGGGGCAGAGAAGUAUAACUCCUUUGCUGGCUGGCGGCUCCGGGGCAAACACAUCCGGCAGGUCGGCAAGAGCGGGAUCAAAGGCAAGGAUAACCCUUAUGGCAACAGCAAUGAGACUAUCCAUUACACGGUCCGUUAUUUCGACGAGAUUGCCGAUCCGAAUACCAGAACCCUACCUGAACCACUGAAGACUCGAAAGUUCCAGUACUCGCAAUUUAAUAAGAACCUUCCGGACACCGUGCCCUGGAAAUGGGAAGGCACCGUUGACGGACAGCCAACAAUGGUUAGAGAAGACCGCGGAAGUGACUACGAGCGGGGAAUGUUGCAGAGGUGGAUAGAUGAUGAUCCGACAGCUUGGGGUGCACUGGCUUCAGCUUUGAAAGAUUUGAAGUCAAUUACGUUCAAUGGUCCCAUUACAAUACCACUCAGUCCUACUCCAGGCGUGGUCCCGCUCGGAGCAAUUGCAUAG
Mytilinidion resinicola is the source of this 1341-nucleotide messenger RNA. RefSeq lists its product as uncharacterized. NCBI's taxonomy places the organism in Eukaryota, Fungi, Ascomycota, Dothideomycetes, Mytilinidiales, Mytilinidiaceae. The record is from RefSeq and is a predicted model, not a curated record. The transcript has 3 exons. Bases 1 to 1341 code for a protein of 446 amino acids.